Molecule: messenger RNA, 921 nt
Organism: Geodia barretti
Lineage: Eukaryota; Metazoa; Porifera; Demospongiae; Tetractinellida; Geodiidae
Source: the annotation of a GenBank genome assembly
ACAGGUCUUGUGCAUUGUGAACUUUUAUGUUUAUCAAUGUAGUGUUGCUAUGGUGAUUGUGAACUUUGUUGCUAGUGGUGAUGUUUACCCCGUGGUCAACGUGUAUUUGGGAUCAGGCCCCGCGUCCCACGCUCCCUGCUGGCAGGAUGAUUGGAUAGUAACGAUGGUAGUGGGAGGUGGAGAUACCAAAGCUGUCAGCAUGGCGAUGAUCUGCGGCAGUAUGGGUGGAUACGACAUGAUGGUACCAGCUACGGACAGCAGAGGAUUGUCGACCAUGAAAUGAUGCUAGAGACAGAGUUCUUAACGAUGGCCAACACCAGUCUGGGGGAGACCUGGUCGGCUCGUAUCCGGGGAAACCCUGUCCAACGACCAAUUCUGACUUCCCUCAUCGUCUACCUCUUCAACGAGGGGAAAGGAGAGAUGGCUUACAGAACCUCCGGAGGUCAAAGGUCACUGGAAGAGGUCUAUGGCCACACCCCCGAGUUCCGUCAGUUCAGACUGUACCUACCGAGGAAGACGGUUGCAGACGAGGCCCACCACAGCUACCUCGCUGCCCGCGUGGCCUCACCCACUCACCUGGACUCAUUCUUCAAGUCGGUAAUGGUGGUGGAAGAAGGGCCUAGAACGUGGCCACCUCUACCCUCCCUCCCUGGGGAAAUCACCCCUGACGACGGGGGCCCCCUCAAACCAAACCUCGUUGCCUACCAGUAGGUGACAACGACGGUUCCGUUUGAGCUGGACAUCGUCAUGGAGACGGGGUUGUUUAGCACGGUGAUGAGUGUGAGUGGUGAGAGGUUGAGCAGUGCGCUGGAGAAGAAGGAGAAGAACUUUGACCUCCGAUUCGAGGACACCUUCCACCUCAAAGAGAAGGGGUUGAAUGAGUCUGAGAUAGACUGUGCCAGAGCGCUUCUAGCAAUCUGA